Molecule: messenger RNA, 2244 nt
Organism: Lytechinus pictus (painted urchin)
Lineage: Eukaryota; Metazoa; Echinodermata; Echinoidea; Temnopleuroida; Toxopneustidae
Product: gamma-butyrobetaine dioxygenase-like
Exons: 4
Coding region: 132-674 (180 amino acids)
Biological process (GO): carnitine biosynthetic process
Cellular component (GO): mitochondrion
Molecular function (GO): gamma-butyrobetaine dioxygenase activity
Source: RefSeq, a predicted model, not a curated record
CCGAGACCUCAACCACUCAAAAGUGCCUUCUCCUGUCACCGCUGAUGAUCUGCGGACACAGCAAAAGGCUGACCCCACUCUAAGUCAGUACUACAAACUGGCAGAAGACGGCGAUCCUAAACUUGAUUCAGAUGCUACACUGUUUACAGCAAUCGGAUCAGGGUGGUGAAAAUAUCAUCGUAGACGGGUUCAAGGUUGCUAACGACCUUCGGGAGACCUCACCAGACUCGUAUGAUAUUCUUACGAAACAAGUCUUGGAAUUCUAUGAUCGAGGAACGGACUCUCUUGGAGAGUUCUUCAACAUCUCCCGUAAUCAUGUAAUCAGGUUGAAUGAGAAAAACGAAGUUGCCCAAAUUACAUUCACUGAACAUGGACGAAGUGCCAUUGCACGGAUGCAUGCUGAUGACGUCAUCAAUACAUACAAAGCGUUAAUGGCGUUCAUUGAUCUGCUGUACGCACAGGAAAACGUAUUUGAAUACAAGAUGGAAAACGGAGAUAUUCUGAUCAUGGAUAAUUACCGAGUUUUACAUGGACGGAAAGGUUUUACCAAUCGACCAGGAUCGAUCAGACACCUAGAAGGAGGUUAUUUAGAUUGGGAUACGGUAUCCUCAAAAAUCAGAAUUCUUAAGAAAAAACUCGACGCAAUGGAACAGUAUAGUUCAUUGUCAAAUUAGGGUAGGCCAUACUCUGAUAUCGAAGGAGAAUUACUUACUUAAGUCCCGUGUACAAGCACAGUGUUUUGAGAUACAACACGCAUGGAUUCCAUUGAGAUAAUAGUUUUGAGAAAUUUGUAAUAUGGAACUAAAUAUUUUUUUAACGGUCAAGCCCACCCCAGAUAAAAAAAAUACAUUUCAUCAAUAAAGAAAAGCUAAACAAGCAUAGAGCUGAAAAUGUCAUCAAAAUCGGAUGUAAAAUAGUUUUUUUAAAAAAAGUUGGGACGUUUAAAGAUCGAUUUUAAAAAAAGUUUAAAAAUGUACAACCCAGCGAUAUGCCAAUGAGAUAUUCGAUGACAUCAAUCACAAUUUUUUUAUUGUAUGAAUUAUACGAUGUUUCAAUAUUUACAGAUUUGAAAAUCAGGACCUCUUAAUUGAAUUACAGAAGGGUAAAACAGUAAUUCCACAUGGGUGUUUAGGGGCAAAUGAACCUUUGUUUCACAUGAAAAUGAGGAGAAAAUAAAUAUUUACAAAACAAAUAGCGGGUGAUGUCAUCGGCCCCAUCUUUUGAAUACUUAUUACAAUAUCCUAACUCAUCUUAUUCUACAUCCGAAUGAAUGAAAUGUUCAAUGUUAUGCUUGUUUGAUUUUUUUCUCUCUCUUUAUUCAAAUCAACUUAUUUUGUUGGGGGUAGACAUGCGAUUGAGUUACCUUUGUUUAGUUUUUAAUAAUUGAUAUUAGAUCAUCCAGUUGUAUGUUACCUAUUUUUUUAUUCGGAUAUCAUGGCCCAGUGAUGGUGGAUUCAGUACUAAACGAUAUAUUUGUUUUAAAGGGUCAAAGUUUUCACAUAUUCUCUGUCAGACGAGAAAUGAAUAUUGAUCAAAUGUCACCAUAAUUUUCAACUUCCCCGUAUUAAUUAUGUUUAAAAACUAAAGCAAAAAAAAAAAAAAAAAACCGGCCACAUUUUUUACACACCUUUGAGCUCUCUUAACAACGCUAUUUCCACCAGGCGCAGGCCUGCAUGGACCUCCUUUUGUGAUACUGUACUUUCUUCUCCCCUCCCCCUUCCUGUCAUUCUCCACCAUCCACUUGCUUGACCAAUCAGAUGGUCACUCUCCCUCAUCUUGUGCCCAUUCCUGUGGCAUAGCCCCUGACCUUACACACUCGUUCAUCUGAAGGUACAGAUCGUGUGACAGGAGUUAUUAGUCAUCGAUUAACUUCCACCUCUUCUGAACAAUUACUGCCUCCAUUCAUCCGAUAAAAAAAAACACGUACUGCUUGAAAAAAAUUGAUACACUGCCUUCGGGUUUAACUGCAAAACUAUGGCAAUAAAUAUUAGAGUCAUCAAGAAGCUUAAAAAUUUUCUCCAAGCACAAUGCACGAUCCAUGUUGUAUUGUGCAAUAAUUUUAUCAUAUCUUUAAAGGGAUGGUCCAGGCUGGAGAUAAAUAAAUAAUGCAAAAUUUACAGACUGAGCAAAAUGCUGAAAAUUUGAUCAAAAUCGGAUAACAAAUAACGAAGUUAUUUAAUUUUAAAGAUUUGCAUUAUUCCGUUGAAACACUUCUAGGCAUGUCUUUAUCGAGUAUUCAUUAAG